UUAUCAAACAUCAGCGGUGUACGCGUUCGGUCGCGCACGGUUGUACGAUUAACCGCGUUUUCGUUCCGUGAACUGUUUCAAGUGCGAGCCCGUCCAUUCACGACGUUGAAAAACCCUUUCAGCACGGCCAUGUUUGUCGAGACGAGCGUUUCUUGUGCGAAAUUCGCGUCAUUCGUUAUCGAGCACGUCGCGUUCCGUCUACUGCACGGUCGUUUCGUCCUUCGUUUCCUAUCCACAGACGUUAAGCAUCGUGGGGACACGAGGUUAAUCAUGCCGCCAAGAACAGGAUACGAUAUCCUUCGGAAACGAUUUCUGCGCGAUAGAAGUAUAGACAUAGGGAGGACUGGCAAUGGAUCAAUUGGGAGAAGGGCAGGCAGUUGUCGUUGGCAGUGCCGGCGGAACUGUUCAGGUUGUUCAAAUGGGACAAGGUGGUCAAGCGAUGAUGUUGCCACAAGCCAUACAAGUAGCUGCACCUAAUGGACAAAUACAAGUUGUACCAGUGUCUAGUUUAACUAGUACAGGUCAACAGAUCGUGAUACAACAACCGCAGACACCACAAAUCAUCCAAACUCCGGAUGGACAAACAUACAUUUAUCAACCAGUUCAAUUAGAGGGCCAAGUUCAACAAGCCCAACCUACAGUGAUUAAUCUCAAUGGAAAUCUUAUGCAAAUUGCUGGAACAACAUCGCAGACGACAACCACUGCUGCAGCCACAACACCGGUCCAACCUUUGGCAAGUCCUACUGCAGCAGCAUCUCAGGCAGGAAACGUUGUCAUGAUGGUACCUGGUAAUAGUGGGCAGACACAAUUUCAAAGAGUAGCAUUACCUAAUGCCGAGGUUUUUGAAGAAGAACCUUUAUAUGUAAAUGCUAAACAAUAUAGACGUAUAUUAAAACGUCGACAGGCCCGUGCUAAAUUAGAAGCUGAAGGAAAAAUACCUAAGGAAAGACCGAAAUAUCUCCACGAGUCUCGCCAUCGACACGCAAUGAACAGAAUUCGUGGCGAAGGUGGUCGUUUUCAUUCUGGUCAAGUAAAGAAGCGGAAUAGAACAAAUGAAAACUCCAUGAUUACCCAGCACAUCUCAACUUCGACCAGCACCAAUACCGUUCGUACUAUAGCAAUAGCAGCAGCAAACGUAGGAGUACAGUAUCAUGACACAGAUAAUAUGGCCUCUACCAUUGUUAUCGAAAAACCAGGUAUACCUCUUCAGGAUAUGAUCUCUGAAGAUGACAUUGUUACCUCGAACAAUCGCUUAAUGUAAAUAAAUACUUAAAUACGAUGAGCGCCGGUAAUAUAAAUGAAAAAGGAAAGUGUGUCAAUGAUCAAAUCCUACUUAUAUUUGCGCCAGUCUUCAAAGAACAUUUUGUAAAUAAUACUCUCUGAUAGGAGAUGUAGUGUAAGCAGUUGUUGAGGGUAAGAAACUGCGAAGUGUUAUCAAAGAUGUAUAUAAUAUGUUUGUAAAAGUGUUGGUCAUAUAUUUUUUUAGCUUUUCUUUGUAUGUAGCCUAAAACUUACUGAUAAUAUUAUUGCAUAGUAUUAUGUCGCGGUGCAACGGAAAACUGAAUGAAAAUUUAAAUACUAUCAUAUUACGAUAUUUUGUUGAAUAAUAUAUUGUAAUUCAGUUAUUGUUAACAAUAUAUUGUGUACAUACGAAAUUUGCAAUGUAACAUAUCGAAUGUAAGAUUUUUAAUACUUGUAAAAUUUCGAAGAACAUACGUAUCGCUACAUUGGAUUGAGAGACUGAACUAUAAUUUAUUAUUACGUGUUGGGUACCAUUUGUAGAAUAGAUUUUAUAAUGAAUUAAUCUUCAACUUCCAUUGCAAUGAUGAACUAGGAAGCGGUCGAGAAUGAGAGAGAGAGAGAGAGAGAGAGAGAGCGCACUGAUGAGAUUUUUUGUACAAUUUUGAGUGUGAGUACAAUUAAUUUAGUAUAAUGUAAAAAUUUAUGGGGAAUAGUUAAUUUUUAAGAAUAUUUUUAAGAAGUUACUCAUAUUUCAGUGGCUUAUUGUAAAUAACGUGUUUCACCUUGAAAUGAUAAUAUUUUGAUCGAUCGAGGUGUAAUAUUUAUUGAAUGUAAGUAGUAAUCAAAAUAUUUUAAAAUAUAUUGUAAUAAAUAAUUCUUUUAUGUCGAUUAAAAGGUUUCAAAGAUUUAUGGAAUAUUGAUACUCGUUUUAUUUUAGUGUAUUCUAAAUUCACCACGAUGAUUUUGCAAGAAAUGUAUGGCUAUACAAAUUUCCAUUAAAAUAACGGCUUUAGAAUAUUGAGAGAUUAAUCUAAUUAAUUUUCUUUGAGAGUGAUUUUUACGAUAUUCCACAUGAGUAAAUCUGCAGUAGCUUCAUUGGGGAAUGUAAAGAUAAAUAUAGAAAUCGUUUCACAUUCACAAGAUAUUUUUAAAUGUUCUGUAACAAGUCGAACUUGUAAAUAACUGUAAAAUUAUAAAUGUAAGAUUUACACGAAAUAUAAUAAUAUGCUCAGCGUGAAUGUGAACAAUUGUAAAGUAAUAGUUAAGUUGGGUGAAAAUAGGAAAUAAUAUAUUUGUAAUGGAUCUAAGUAUAUACAAGUAAAUCGACAUGAGUUGUGUUUUGUAAUAAUUUAUA
Messenger RNA from Hylaeus anthracinus, 2596 nucleotides. RefSeq names its product nuclear transcription factor Y subunit alpha (gene Nf-YA). NCBI's taxonomy places the organism in Eukaryota, Metazoa, Arthropoda, Insecta, Hymenoptera, Colletidae. Gene Ontology annotation, molecular function: RNA polymerase II cis-regulatory region sequence-specific DNA binding; DNA-binding transcription factor activity, RNA polymerase II-specific. Bases 350 to 1261 code for a protein of 303 amino acids. Gene Ontology annotation, cellular component: CCAAT-binding factor complex. The transcript has 7 exons. Gene Ontology annotation, biological process: regulation of transcription by RNA polymerase II. The record is from RefSeq and is a predicted model, not a curated record.